AUGAAGAAGCAGAUAGAUAAUAGUUAUAAUUUAUAUCAACAUAUCUGGAAUUAUAAACAAUCUAAUAAAUAUAUAUCAUAUAAAACUGCAUCAUCCAAAAAGCAACAAAAUAAAGGAUCAAAAAUAAUUAGUUAUCUUUUUUUUGUAAAUUCAUCUAAGAAUGCAGCUACUUUAUAA
Messenger RNA from Cetraspora pellucida, 177 nucleotides. Lineage: Eukaryota; Fungi; Glomeromycota; Glomeromycetes; Diversisporales; Gigasporaceae. The record is from the annotation of a GenBank genome assembly.